UAGAUAAAUAAUUAAUUUAUAGGUGAUUUGAGUGCAUAGCACCUAGCAAUCUUAAUUUUGUAAUACAUUAACUAGUUGCUUGAAUCCAGACACAAUCGAACCUUGAUUCCUUUACCACACAAAACUUCUCAGAUAUGUAUGUAUGAAUGUGCGACGUGUCUAUGAUUCUCCCUUUUAAAAAUAUCGGUAUAGACUACAUGAAUCAAUCAAUGGAUUCUAACACAACCCAAUAAGAAAGAAAGAAAGAAAGAAAGAAAGAUCGCUGCAUUGCAGCUGCUAUAAAAUGAAAAGGCAGCCCAUUGCUUUUCACCAUUACCUCUCUAAAAGGGCAACCAAGGAGCUCCAAACACAUCUCAUCUGUUUCUCUUUCUCUCUCCGUCUCUCUCCCCACCACCUCCUCCGGAAUAAAGACUUGUUCCUUUGGUUGACAACUUGCCAAACAUGCGCUCCAUGUCAAGCCCGUGCUCCUCCAAAGGCAUCGCUGCCAUCGUCGGCGUCGGCCCCAAACUCGGCUGCUCCAUUGCUCGAAAGUUCGCCUAUGAAGGCUACACCGUCGCCAUCCUCGCACGAGACCUCGCCAAACUAUCGAGGUUCGCCGAGGAGAUCGCCAGGGAAGCCAAAGCUCAAGUAUUCGCUAUCCGCAUCGACUGCUCCGACUCCAAGUCAGUGCGCGAGGCCUUCGAAGGCGUGCUUUCGCUCGGUUUCGUGGAGAUUCUUGUCUACAAUGCCAGCGAGCCUGUCUCCUGCCAGCCCACCAAAUUCACUGCCAUUAGCCUCGAGUCUUUCAAGCGAUCUCUCGCGGUCUCCACAGUGGGGCCAUUCCAUUGUGCGCAGCAGGUGAUUCCUGGGAUGGUCGAGAGGGGCAGAGGCACCAUCAUCUUCACCGGCUCCUCGGCUUCUCUUAGUGGCUUUGCAGGCAACUGUGAAUUAAGUUGUGGGAAAUUUGCUCUGAGGGGAUUGUCGCAAUGUCUAGCGGGAGAGUUCCAAGCAUCUGGUGUACAUGUUGCUCAUGUUAUCAUCGAUGGAGUAAUUGAUCGUCACGAGGAGAUCAAAGCGUAGACCUUACAAUGGAUCCGGAUGCACUAGCACAAACUUACUGGCACAUCCACAACCAAGAUAAGAGUGCGUGGACGCAGGAGAUCAAUCUACGAUCAUCAUCAAACCAAAUACCUUAAGCACCAAAAAUACUGCUGUGAGUGAUUGAAAUAAGGGGAUUUGGUGGUGUCAUGAUUCAUUUUAUCAUGUUUGUUUAGGUAGGGGUUGGUGGAUGCUCUUGUAACUUGAUUCCAGCUAUAAGGAUUCCAUAAAUUUGUAGCAAUCAAGGGUGGGUCCACCGAGGUUGAUUACUAUGUCCGAUUAUGUCCAAGCAUAUGGUUAUGGGGAGAAAAUCGUGUCCUUCUUGGAUGCACUCAAAUUGUAGUGUUCUUGACACUAUAUCUUUCUACAUCUUCUUUAUGCAAGAAUAGCAAUUUAUUUUUACUUUUGUCUAUUUAUUUUUAAAGAAGACUUUUUUUUAUUAAAGGAGGAGAAAAUUUUACUUGUAAGCAAAAAAGAAUGAAGCCUUCCUUAAAAGUUGAAUCUUUUUAAUGAGUGGAACCAUCCUCCAUAUAUGAGGAGGUUAUGGGUUGAUCCUUGUUAGCGUUAAUCUAGAUAAAAAUAUUUGAUGGUGCUACCACACAUAUCUUUCCAAAUUAAUGAGCUAAGAUUGAUAGGUGAUACUAGUACACUUGUUUUCAUAUCUAAAAACAAUAAAUAUCCAAAUAUUUACCCUAAAUUCAUGCACAGAAGAUUGAUGCCAUGUUGGGAGCUGAUUGUUAAAGAUACUUAUAGUUUAACAGAGUGUAUAUAUAGGAAAAUCUUAGCUGGCCUGCGACAAGUGUUUUCGUUAUUGCAUUUAUAACUGAUGAAGUUGUGAUUUUCCACUGGAAUUUUGAGUAAGAAUUUGAAGCACAAUAUCACAGUGCCUAAGCAACUUCAUUGAGGCAAUGCAGCAAAAUCUUGGAAGAAUUUCUUCUUCUUUUUUUUCCUUUUUUUUGAAUGAACAGAAAGCAAAUAUUCCACUAGAGAAAGCAAUAUUCCACUUGAGACUACUGUAUUGGUGAUAUUUUUCACAAAUGCUUUGGCGAAAUUUUUGAAAGCACCGAAGUUCCCAAGCACUCACCUUUUAAGGGAAAAGGAAAGCACCAUCAUUUUGCGAGGCUACGGCUUACACACUUCUGGUUAGAGACAAAAUUUUCAGGUCACCGCCAAUCAUUAAGAUUCGCCAUCAAGUCGAUGUCAGAAUCUCCGAGCCCAAAGGGGGCCUCCCCCAGCUUAUCAAAUGUGGUGACGUCAUAUAGACCAUCAAAAAAUUGAUAGAAAUUAUGCUCAUUUCCUGUCUAGACUGAGAGAUCACUCAGGAACAGUGCGGUAGAAGAUGACUCAUUGAUAGCAUUAUUUCAUGGGUAUAUGAGGAUCCGUGUGACCCUUAUUAGUUAUUCAUCGGAGAGAUUUUGAGUACUUAUAUAAAAUCAAAAAAUUCAAAUAAUAUUUUCUGGCUAGCUUUUGGAUGAGGUCAUGAAUUGUUGCAAAUGAUAUCAAAUCCAGAUUUAAAGUUCGCGCUAGCAAAUUUAUUUUGUAGAAAAAUUUUAGUAUUUUAAUUAACUAAAUUUAUAGUUAAUGAUUUUCUAAAUUUUAAGAAUUACGGAUUAUAAUAUUCUUAUUUAGAUUUAAACGCUCUGAAUCGAUGUUUGCUUUAUUAUUUAAUGAAUAAUGAAUUUGGAUCAUUAUGUUAUACAUUUACUUGAGGUGGAUUUGUAUACAAAUUAUGAUUGUUGGAUUUAUAUUAUCAUGGGCGUUACCCCUUGAUAGCAUAGUCAUAUUAUGUCCCAAAUUUUGGACGUGAUAUUUUAUAGUAUUAAAACGAACCCAGUCUAUGACUUAUGUGGAAUAAGGAUGCUGUAGCACAGACUCAUUAAAGUUGACCAUAGAUUGAUCGUAGUACUUGUAAUUAAAUUUGAAUGGAUUUGGAUCCUAAGCCUAACGAAAACAUCCAGACUUAAACAGGAGGAGUAUGUAAAAACUCGAGCAGGCAUAUGCUUACUUCGACAUCAGUUACUCACCAGAAAGAUCUUGAAUACUUAUACAGGAUCAAAUAACCCACAUAAUACUUUCUAGUUAGUUUUUAUGAGGUCCUUGCUUGUUACGCUAAUGGAGCAAUACCAUAUAUAAUUGAAGCAACAAUGCUGUCCCCGAUAAAUGGGAGCAGAAAGAUGUUAGAAUCUGAUUGGCAAUGCUUAUAGCACAAAAGAUGAGAGGACCAAGAUCAGCAUAACAUAUGGAAAAGACUAAAGCUUUUAAACCUUCUUCAAAUAAAUGGUCCCAUAUAUCCUUUCCUCAGUGGACACCGGGGUCACCAGUUAGAUUGCAGUGUGCAGUGUGGCCGGAUGAAUGAUAUUGCAUCUCUGGAUGCAGGCAUUUAAUCCAAUAAAAACGAGGGACCGUCCAACAACCCGAUCAAAGUGAACAUUAUGAUUAUAAAGGUAAACAUUAGUUUUUGGCAGGCAAAUAGAAGGGUAAGAGUGAUAAAUCUAAAUUAGUGACAACUUGAGAGAAGGAAACAACAUAAAUACUCAUUUGACUUAGCACCGAUGAUCUAAAAAGCAUGUCAUGGAACAUUAUGAAACUUGCAAUCCAAACCUAGCCUGAUUUUGACCGAACAAGUCAUGAUCUCAACAUCCAUGGUUUAGAUCAGAUUCCACACAAGCCUAAUUAUAUGAUUAACUCAAGAAAAUUUUGACCAACAUGCAAGUACUCUAUUGAUUUAA
Phoenix dactylifera (date palm) is the source of this 3806-nucleotide messenger RNA. RefSeq names its product NAD(P)-binding Rossmann-fold superfamily protein. Lineage: Eukaryota; Viridiplantae; Streptophyta; Magnoliopsida; Arecales; Arecaceae. The record is from RefSeq and is a predicted model, not a curated record.